Pangasianodon hypophthalmus (striped catfish) is the source of this 2246-nucleotide messenger RNA. It is a transcript of the gene ppm1ka, whose product is annotated as protein phosphatase, Mg2+/Mn2+ dependent 1Ka. The transcript has 7 exons. Bases 219 to 1334 code for a protein of 371 amino acids. Gene Ontology annotation, biological process: protein dephosphorylation. The record is from RefSeq and is a predicted model, not a curated record. NCBI's taxonomy places the organism in Eukaryota, Metazoa, Chordata, Actinopteri, Siluriformes, Pangasiidae. Gene Ontology annotation, molecular function: cation binding; protein serine/threonine phosphatase activity.
UUCGGCUCAUGAUUGGUUGUUCGAUCUGAAAUAUGUAAAUGAGUCACUUGCAAUGCCGACUGCGCUCACACACACACACACACACACGCCGGCUCGGGGAGCGCGUGCAGGGGGUGUAACCAUACAGAGAGAAUUAAAUAUAAAAAAUAAAUAAGCAGGGGUGUCAGAGAAAGCUCUGAAAAAAACCAGCACACAUCUCUGUUUCUUUCUUUUUUAAAAUGUCUCUCUCUGCCAUCACCUUCUCCUUUCUUCUCCGCCGCUCAUUCUCCUCGGUUAGCAGGAACGCUAGUGUGCGUUCGGGCCGGUGUGUGUGUGCAUGCGGGUCGGCAGUGCCUGGGAUCCGCUGGUACGCCGCUGCUCGUUUGGAUGCCGAUGGAAGCGGCCGGCCAACCACAUGGGACUCAUUUGGGAUUUGGGACAAUCGUAUCGAGGCGCCCAUCCUGUUGCCACCCAGCAUCCGCUACGGUAAACCGAUCCCGCGCAUAAGCCUAGACCACGUGGGCUCGGCCUCACAGAUUGGCCAUCGUCGUGACAACGAGGAUCGGCUCCGUGUAGCUGAGCUCACGCCCUCCACGCUCUAUUUUGCUCUGUUUGACGGACAUGGGGGCACGCAAGCCGCUGAUUUCUGCUACACACACAUGGAGCGCUAUAUUAGGAAGGGUCUGGAGAAAGAGUGGGAUCUAGAACAGGUGUUAACAAAAGCCUUCCUAGAGGUAGACGCUGCCUUGGCCUCCGAGGUGCAGAUGUAUGGCAAUGCCUCUCUGAUGACGGUGGGCACUACGGCGACGGUGGCUUUGCUAAGAGACGGGAUAGAGCUGGUCGUUGGGAGUGUUGGAGACAGUCGUGCCAUGCUGUGCAGGAAGGGUGAAGCAUACACACUCACUAGCGACCAUACACCCGAGAGAAAGGACGAAAAACAGAGAAUACGCAACAGUGGAGGUUUCAUAACUUGGAACAGUCUCGGUCAAGCCAAUGUGAACAGCCGUCUGGCGAUGACACGCAGCAUUGGAGAUUUCGACUUAAAGCAAAGCGGUGUUAUCGCAGAACCCGAGACCACUCGCGUUACAUUACAGCAUUCUCAUGACUCAUUUCUGGCCCUGACUACCGACGGCAUAAACUUUAUCAUGAGUAACCAGGAAAUCUGUGAUGUCAUCAGCCAGUGCCACGAUCCUACAGAGGCGGCCCACAUCAUCGCCGAGCAGGCUCUGCAGUACGGCUCUGACGACAACAGCACGGUCAUCGUGGUUCCGUUCGGAGCGUGGGGAAAGCGGCAGAAUUCCCACCACAGCUACUCCAUGAGCCGAAACUUCGCCUGCAGCGGACGCUGGGCCUGAAAAGUCACGACCUUUAACGCUGAACUCCGCUGGAAUGUGUUAUGUAACACGCUGUAGCUUUAACGCUACAUAUCAAAGUAUUUUCGAAAAGUAUUUUAUAGCAGAUGAUAAUUGACAUGUAUUAUGUCCAAGUACUUGAGUAUAUUCGAGUAUCAUAUUUUUGUACCCAAUGAUAUUUUCCCCUUGUAUAUAUUUUCAGAAACAUUUGCUACAUUAGCAAUUUGAAUAGUAUUUUUGUGACAGCUACUAUAGUGGCGAGUUAAAAACCUUUUCAGAUAAGUGGCCUUCUUGCAGGGCAUAAAUCUUCUGAAUCAUGAGAUGUCCACUGACUCAGUAAAGUCCUUAUCCAACCAAAUGGAAAAAUAUUAAACUAUGAGAAUGAUAAUAUAACAUUGUUGUAGAUUCUUAAAUCAAAACCCAUGCUCAUGGAGUAUGGUGUCAAGCCUUGUUGCUGAUAUUCCUAGUUUUUCCUAGUAACUGUAAAUUAUAUAAAUUUUUUAUGUAGUUGAUGCUCCUCCUCUCUCGAGUGCUAACGUACCACUACAUCCAGCACCUUAAAGCUUCCCAAAGGUUUCCCUUUUUUAGAAAAGUAGAACCACUUUGAAAACCAGCCAAAUAAGUCUUGGGAAAAGCUCUUGUUUUCCUAGACGUAUCAGCAGUCUCAGCAUCAGAAGCUCCGCCUACUGCUCACGUAAUGUCUGAUACAUUUCGCACUUUUCUGGCCACAAGCUUCAGGAUCUUACAUUCUCACUGGCCCUUUACACUUCAGUGUGUACACAUUUUUAACACAACAAACUUUUCGGAGCAAGAUAACUGGACACUGGAUUAAGCCAUUUAUGACAAUCCAUGGUAAAAAUUGUUCCAGAGUUUUAUCUAAAGCAGUGAUGAGUAAAUAAUAUACUUGCUCGAUUA